CAGAACGUCUAUCUCCUAGUGAAAUGCUGCUUCUGCCACUUCUGUUGUCAGCAGUUCUCUUUCCAGGUGGUGACAAUGAGCAUGCCUUCCAGGGGCCAGCUUCUUUCCGUGUCAUCCAGAUCUCAUCCUUCGCCAACAGCACCUGGGCACAAAUUCGAGGCUCAGGCUGGUUGGAUGAUUUGCAGAUCCAUGGCUGGGACAGUGACUCGGGCACUGCCAUCUUCCUGAAGCCCUGGUCCAAGGGAAAUUUCAGUGAUGAGGAGGUGACUGAGCUGGAGGAGCUAUUUCGAGUCUAUCUCAUUGGAUUUGUUCGGGAAGUGCAGGACCGUGCCAGUGAAUUCCAGAUGGAAUACCCCUUUGAAUUCCAGGGCAUGGCAGGCUGUGAGCUGAAUUCUGGGGAGGCCAUAGUAAGCUUCUUGAAGACAGCUUUAGGAGGAUUGGAUUUCCUGAGCAUCAAGAAUGACACAUGUGUGCCUGCCUCAGAGGGAGGCAGUAGGGCGCAGAGGUUCUGCGCACUCAUCUCUCAGUACCAAGGGAUCCUUGAUAUCAUAAAGAAGCUCCUUUUAGAAACCUGCCCUCGAUAUCUCUUGGGUGUCCUCGAUGCAGGGAAAGCAGAACUGAAGAGGCAUGUGAAGCCUGAGGCCUGGCUGUCUAGUGGCCCUGCUCCUGGGCCUGGCCGUCUGCUGCUGGUGUGCCACGUCUCAGGAUUCUACCCAAAGCCUGUGUGGGUGAUGUGGAUGCGAGGUGAGAAGGAACAGCCAGACACUCAGCAAGGUGACAUCCAGCCCAAUGAUGAUGGGACAUGGUAUCUCAGAGUAACCCUGGAUGUGGCAACAGAGGAGGCUGCUGGCCUGACCUGCAGAGUGAGGCACAGCAGUCUGGGAGGCCAAGACAUCAUCCUCUACUGGGGACUUUCCAUCUCUAUUGGCUUGAUAGUUUUGGCAAUAAUAGUGCCCUCCUCGAUCCUUUUGAUAUGUCUUGCAUUAUGGUUUUGGAGGCGCCGGUCAUAUCAGAAUAUCUCAUGAUCUCUCAUGAUGUCUCCUUUUCCAUUUGGAAUAAGGACCCAGAAGCCCAGAAGUUCAAGUUGUCAGGCUGGGAAUCAAUCUCAUCAUAUUUCAUAAAAUAAUCAUCAUAUUUGAUCGAAUCAGAGUUACCAUAGGUUGUACGAUGUUAUAAUUUAUAUACUAGCAGAAAAAUAAUUAAAAACUCCAAAUUUAUUAUUAGACAGUAUCAAUAGUAGGAUCUGCCUAGAUUAUAUACAUGUGAGAUGUGAGAAAGAAUGUGUCUGGGAAUAAAUUAAAUAUGGUAUACAACUUAA
Molecule: messenger RNA, 1318 nt
Organism: Equus caballus (horse)
Lineage: Eukaryota; Metazoa; Chordata; Mammalia; Perissodactyla; Equidae
Gene: CD1B1
Product: CD1b1 molecule
Biological process (GO): antigen processing and presentation, endogenous lipid antigen via MHC class Ib; antigen processing and presentation, exogenous lipid antigen via MHC class Ib; positive regulation of T cell mediated cytotoxicity
Cellular component (GO): external side of plasma membrane
Molecular function (GO): exogenous lipid antigen binding; endogenous lipid antigen binding; lipopeptide binding
Source: RefSeq, marked provisional